GCCACAAUUCGGGAGUGCCAAGCAUCGUUACUUCACACCUGUGGUUAAAUAUGAUGCUGUGCAGUGUACGACGAACCGGCUACCGACGUGCAGCAGAGCAAUACAGCCACCGAUCGUGACCAGCUGGCAGUAGCAAAAAUUCCAAAACCCCGCGAAAAUGAUUUGCUGGCCGUGCAUUUCUGUUCCGUAGUGUGCUCCCGCGCGUCUGCAAAAUUGGUGUCCCCCCAAGAUCGCGUUCUCAACCUUUCAACGCAUAGAGGGCAUAGGGCCUGCCAGUGCUGCUAACCGCUUCUAAUGUGAUAGAUAGGGCAUUCCACGUUGUUUUAUUUUUAUUCGCUUUGUUUAACCUUACUACUCACUAUUCUACCCCAUGCGUGCUCCCCUUUCGCCCUAUGCAAGAUCGUUGAUUUUGAUAACACUGGUUUCUGAACGUCGUUCUCGUCUAGCGGGAAAUUUUGGCUGGUCGCUCCAGUUAGCCUGUUGAGUCGGAACAGCGGUGGAGGGUGCUGCUACCAACAAUCCAAAUCGUCUGUUUUUCGUUACCAUGAUGAACGGCUCGCCGGCACCGACCUGCCUAGCCCAUUUUAUUCUGGCUGGCGUGACCGGUUGGUCUCUCAAGCAUCUACCCGAGCACCGUUCCGAUGGGAUCCCGUUUGUGUUCAGCCUGCUGGUAUUCCUCCUAGCAUACGCGUUGCUCGGGCUCGUCCGCUUCAGUCAUCCGCAGCCGAGUCUGGCGAUGCGCAAACUCUACGAGCGGUUCGCCCUGCUCGCACGCGUCUGUCCACUCCCGUUCCUCAACGCACAGCUGUUCAUCGAGCAUCACCGGCCGGAUCGGUUCUGUCCGGAUUCCCUGGUCCCAAUCUGCCACAAAAGCAACCUCGGGUAUGCCUUUCUGCUGUCGGCACUGGUAGCCUUCGUGGCCGGAUGUAUCUACAGUGACCUCAGCCAGCGGCACCUGGCUGACCGUGUCGCGACCGUUGUGCUGCUGCUGAACCUCUCCGCUCUUGGGCUCGUUUCGUGCGACACCGAGAAUUACUGGGGCAUUGGGCUGGCCGUGUCGUUCGGCACGAAACAUUUCGCGCUGCCCUGGCUGGCGGACCGGUUCUGCAUACCGUUCGUGGACCUCUACACGUACGGGCUGAUAUUUUACGAAAUCUUCACCAUCAACGUUGUGAUCGAGGCCCAGUUUGCCGCCGCUGAGACUGUUGUAAGAUAAGAACGAACGAAGAGCGUGACAUGGCAGGCGCACAAGUGAAGGCAAGAGUAUAGGGAGGAUAUUCUUACAUCACACUAAACAGACAUACUAAUAUUUACACGUUUAUAGUUACAUUAGGACAUUUGGUAUAAUUUUAAAUCCAGCUAGAGUCGCACAACGAACUACGCACCGGAUAUUUGCUAAGGUAGUGUUUAUUAUUAUAUACAUUAGAAGUGAGGCAAAGAGUACCGAUAAGUCUGGGUUAUUUUAUAUGAACUAUUUUUGGACGGUUAGUACCGAAAGUGACCUACGCCUGCGUUCGUACGUACCACAGAUUCAGGUUGCGUGUUUCCAUGGUAUUGAGCACAUUCAAAGUCAAGACUGGAUAUAGCAGAGUAUGACAACAACCGUUAGAUCUACAAAACGGUGUUUUCACCGCGUUGGAGUUUACCGAUAACGCCGAUGAGAGGUUUCCCUUCAACAUGAAGCUCUACUUUUAGCCUUUUAUACAACGUUAGUAGGAAAACUUCGUCCGAAGAAAGGUAGAACCGUGACAGUGCUAACAGGGUUUAAUGGGGGAUGUGUUUUAAAUAUUUUGUUAACUGCAAAUAACUAGAGCUAGGAAAAAGAAGGCUGUUCGAGGUGUUGAAUAAUGAACGUUCCAUGAGUGGCAAGGUUUCAAGAUGCUUCCAAACCAGUGCAAAUAGUUUCACGUUAUAACGUACUACGAGUCACACGGCAGGAGAAACAUCUGCUAUUAUUAGGCACUGUGCUAUUUCUUGAUUUUGUGUUCACCAGACCGUAUGUACGUUUUGUUGUUGUUAGUUUUCUGCAGUUUGCUUUAUUUCACAAGUCAAGCGCUAAACGGUACAAAUAUGUGUGCAAUAUACCUUUGAUGUUUUCCCCCUAGAGCGACUUUUGUUGGUCUUCAUCUCUCUCUCUCUCUCUGUCCAGGCUGCGGCAAAGCGAAACAAAAAGUAGGUUAGUCGAUAAACAGAAAUUAAUGUAAUGUUUGACACGUUUAGGUGGAUAGUAUUACAGCAAUCUGCAGAAGCGAGAAGAAACAGUGUGAUGGUAAAACAAAAGUUAACGUUACUUACCAUGUGGGCCGAAAGCAAUAAGGCAAUCUAUGUUAGUAACACUCACAGCCACAACCAGCGAGAUGAGGGAUUCUUUUUGUUUUUAAAUCCACGAAUCGGGUCGACUAUACUGUAUCGAUGAAAAGACAUCACAUGGUAAAAUUUAAGUGGCGAUCGUUGAGAGGAUAUUGUUAAACAGCGGUUGAACAUAUUCCCCGUUUAUUGCGAGAUGGCGCUAAAUGUAUACAAUUCAAUUCCGCUGUUGAUAGAUGUAAGGAAUAUAUUUUAUAUGAAUGUUUUAUAGGAAACCUAAUACAUUAACAAACA
Messenger RNA from Anopheles coustani, 2601 nucleotides. RefSeq lists its product as uncharacterized. Lineage: Eukaryota; Metazoa; Arthropoda; Insecta; Diptera; Culicidae. The transcript is spliced from 3 exons. Bases 545 to 1216 code for a protein of 223 amino acids. The record is from RefSeq and is a predicted model, not a curated record.